Messenger RNA from Lingula anatina, 528 nucleotides. RefSeq names its product ribonuclease H2 subunit B. The record is from RefSeq and is a predicted model, not a curated record. Lineage: Eukaryota; Metazoa; Brachiopoda; Lingulata; Lingulida; Lingulidae. Gene Ontology annotation, biological process: RNA catabolic process. Gene Ontology annotation, cellular component: ribonuclease H2 complex; nucleoplasm.
UAACCAGCUGUAUCAUAUGUGUGACAUGCGAGGUGAUGAUGAUUUUAAGGCCUAUAAAUAUUCACAAGACAAAACAUUGUCAUGGUUACAGGCUAAGGUGGAGCAGUUAGCAGAUGAACUUGAAAAGCGUAAGGUCCAUGUUGCUGGUGGUGCUGUAGUUGCGACUUAUGUAAAAAGCAAGAAAGAUGACAACACAAAGAGAGAUGAUUACCUCAGGUUUGCUUGUGGCAUUGUCUCAGAUUAUCUGCCUCUAGAGCUGGGUAAAGAUCUGAAAACUCAUCUGAAUAUACCAGAACCCAGCCCUGUCAAGUCCAGUCCAAGCAGUGAACCCCCAGCAAAGAAAGUGAGGCUGAAUGGAGAUGUUACCCCUAGUGAAGACUACAGCAAAGCAGUAGAUGGGGAAUCUAAACAAAAGGUUGGUUCUUUUGAGGUCAAAUUGACAGCCAAACAGAAGCAAUUAAGCAAAGUAGACAAGACCGGGAUGAAGAGCAUAUCAAGCUUUUUCUCACCAAAGACUAAGAAGUAAAA